AUGUGCCAAACACGCUUAGCGUCCGGCUCCGGGGACACAGAGUGGAGAAAUAUAACAUUUUGUUGCAGCGUAUUAGGAGUGCGGUGUGCAGCCAACCCGAAGGACGUCCAAAAACAACAAUACCGGUCUGGGUUACAAAAUUACAGAGUGAGACGUCGCUUUAAUAUCCGUUUGGUCCGCGGAGAGUUCGUGGACGAGUCGGGCUGUCCUGUGCCCGAUUGGAUCGGAUUCAUCCGUGCCGCCAGGAAUAGCCAGGAGCAAAACCUGGAGGCAGUGUCGGACUUACCUGGCGAACAGAUUUUUUACCGAGUUCUGAGAGAAAUCCCAGCGGGAGAGGAGCUGAGUGUGUGGUACUCCAACCCUCUCGCCCAGUGGUACGACAUCCCCACCACGGCCACUCCCACGCACGACGAAAAAGGUGAGGAGCGUUACAUCUGCUGGUACUGCUGGAGAAUAUUCAAAUACCCCAACACCCUCAAGGCCCACGUCCACUUUCACUGUGCUCUGAGCAACGGGCGGGGGUUCGUGAGCGGCGAACAGGCCAGAGGUACCGAGUCCUACAGCAGGUCGCCCAAGUCCGGAGACAUCCCCAACACCUCCGGCCACAGCAACUCCUCGGACUCUAACCGGCGGACGGUGUCCUCCUUGCCUUUCCCGAGCAACAAAGGCGGUCUGUCAAAGAAAAGCAGCGCCGAGGAGCAGGACCGGGCCCUUGACAUGAGCGUCGCGUCAGUCAGGAACCAGGGACACCUGCUCGGACUGGGAGCCGCGUCUUCAGUGCUGGGUAGCAUGGGUUUCCAUCCGGGCGUGCGCUCUGCUUUCAAGCCGACGGGCGUCUCUAAAGUCCCGGGCGCAGAGGCGUCCAGAGAGGAGGCCGGCGGCAAGCUGAGCGGUCUCGGAUUCAGUAAACUCAUAGGGAACAUGAAGCCAAUCCGCAACCUGGGCGAAGGCCUUAACGGGGCCGGGAGCCACCCACCAAAGUGCGCGCCCGCCAUCGUGGACUCCACGUCUCCGAUGGUACCGUGCGGGAAUCCCAUGCGGGGGUUCCCACUGCUCCCGCACGUGGAGGAAACGUCGGCUUUCAAGCAUGUCGAGAGUCGAAUACACACCGGGUUGUCCCCCUCCCGGUACCCCCAGAUCCCCCCCGGUCUGCACUUUGAAAGGUUCUCACUUCCUCACUUCGACGGCGUGAAGACGUACGGCGGAGACUGUAACAUCCCGCUGAUGCCCUUCACCGUCUACAACGGGGAGCUCCUGUACAGCUCCCCCUACUACCCGCUCAAAUUCCACUUCAGCAACCUCCUCAAGUACCCGGACUCUGUGCCCUACUUUGGCGCCCCCCAGCUGAGCCAGGACCUGGGCUCCAUCACGAACAUUGACCGGGAGAUCGCCAUGCACACGCAGCAGCUGUCGGAGAUCAGCUCGGAUAAGAGUCGGGCUCGGCUGGACUCGGUGCCCGCCGGGAGCACCGGCUCCACAAGCUCAGGCAAACCCAAGAAGGGCCACCUGUGUCUCUACUGCGGGAAGCUGUACUCCCGGAAGUACGGCCUGAAGAUCCACAUGAGGACUCACACGGGGUACAAGCCUCUCAAAUGUAAAGUGUGCUUCAGGCCCUUUGGAGACCCGAGCAACCUGAACAAGCACAUCCGGCUGCACGCGGAGGGCAACACGCCCUACAGGUGCGACUUUUGCGGGAAGGUGCUCGUGCGGAGGCGGGACCUGGAGCGGCACGUGAAGUCCAGGCACCCCGGACAGACUCUGAAGAAGCUGGACGACAAACCGGGCGGCCCGUUCGACGACGCCGACCACAAGAGCGACAACGACAGCGACGUGGACGUGUGCUUCACCGACGACCAGAGCGACCAGGAAUCGAGCAAAAACAAUGACUUAGUUUUGUCAGAGACGAUUUAAUGGGAACUUCCCCCCACUCCUGCUCUUUGGUGUUGCAUGAAGUAAUAUCUGCAAAAGAAAUGUCACUUCUUGAUCGUUAUUUUCCGUUACAUAUGGGAAAAAUAUAUUCAAAUAAAAUAUCCAAGUUUUUUUCAUAAUUUAAUUUUUUUAUCACUCUCGGUUGUUUCUGGAAUGCGUUCAGUAGGCCAUUUAGGUUUCUUACGAUAAAAAAGUAUCAAAUAAUAAUUAAAAAAUGUAGCAGCUCAGUGCAGCAGCCGUUCUAUUUUAUUUUCUUUACAAAUCACUUUUUUUUUAAUCGAAACAAAAACAUUGUUUUCAUGCAGACAGACGCUGAAUCCACCUGCGCGCAAAACAAAAAGCAAUCAGUAACAGAUGUUUCGUUUUUUAAAAUGUAUUUAUUUUUUAUUUCAAGCCACAAAAACAAAACAGAAAAAAACCUGCCAAGGUUGACUAAGACAUUUGUGAAGUUUGCUUUUUUUUCUUGAGGAAAAGAUAAUCUGGAUAAAGUCCACAGUCAUGUAUUCAAGAAAUCAGCGUGACUCCCAACUUUUGAAAAAUUUGUUCGUAUUGUGAAUCUUACUCGAAUUUUCCAUUUUGCACUUUAAAAACAAACCAUCUCCACUGCUAAGCUGCAAAAUAAUUUCUCAGCUCCACCUCUUUCCGAACUUGACUCCGUACUUCAAUUUGCACUUUUUUUCGACCCGUUCUUCUUACGGGAGCAGCUUCCGGUUUACUUAAGGAUUUAUUGCCAGAGAAAAAAAAAUGUAGCUAUUGUUUUCAGUCAUACAAAAUGUAAAGAAGCUGUAAAUGAAGAAGAAGAUGAUAUUUCGCAUUCCGCUGGAGAAGUUGUGUAUGUGUGUUUAUACGUGCUGUUUGUCUGAGAGGACAGUAAUAUACUCCUAAUUAUUAAAUGGAUGUUUUUUUCUCUCCCAUUGGAAUAAAUUAAAUUUGAAGAAUAAAAA
Messenger RNA from Poecilia latipinna (sailfin molly), 2873 nucleotides. RefSeq names its product PR domain containing 13 (gene prdm13). Gene Ontology annotation, cellular component: nucleus. The record is from RefSeq and is a predicted model, not a curated record. Lineage: Eukaryota; Metazoa; Chordata; Actinopteri; Cyprinodontiformes; Poeciliidae. The transcript has 5 exons. Bases 1 to 1911 code for a protein of 636 amino acids. Gene Ontology annotation, molecular function: protein binding. Gene Ontology annotation, biological process: regulation of gene expression.